AUGAAAAAAAACGAAUGCUCCCCACUCUGUAACCCUGGCUACGCCGGCCGGCAGGAGCUCCCGGAGAACCUGAAGAUCCAGUUCCGCACGGUGGCCAUGAUGGUUCCUGACCGGGCCAUCAUCAUGAGAGUCAAGCUGGCCAGCGCUGGGUUCCGUGACAACCAGGUCCUCAGUCGCAAGUUCUACACCCUGUACAAGCUGUGUGAGGAAGUUGGAGGUGUGUGUGUCCACUAUGACUUUGGCCUGCGGAACAUCCUCUCUGUGCUGAGGACGCUGGGUGCGGUGAAGCGGGCGAACCCCACGGAACCUGAGAAGACCGUCGUCAUGAGAGUCCUGCGGGAUAUGAACCUCUCCAAACUGGUGGAUGAGGACGAGCCUCUCUUCAUGAGCCUAAUUAACGACCUGUUCCCGGGCAUCACGCUGGACAAGGCGGGCUACCCCGAGCUGGAGGCGGCUAUCCAGGCCCAGGCCCAACAGGCCAGCCUCACCCCCCACCCCCCCUGGCUGCUCAAGCUGGUACAGCUCUACGAGACCCAGCUCGUCAGGCAUGGCAUGAUGGCGCUGGGUCCUAGCGGAGCGGGCAAGACCGCGUGCAUCCACACGCUGAUGAAGGCCAUGACGGACUGUGGGACCCCUCACAGAGAGAUGCGCAUGAACCCCAAAGCCAUCACCGCCGCGCAGAUGUUCGGCACGCUGGACGUGGCCACCAACGACUGGACCGACGGAGUCUUCUCCACCCUGUGGAGGAAAACACUCAAAGCUAAGAAGGGGGAGCACGUCUGGAUAGUUCUAGAUGGUCCAGUCGAUGCCAUCUGGAUCGAGAACCUGAACUCGGUCUUGGACGACAACAAGACGUUAACGCUGGCCAACGGAGAUCGCAUCCCCAUGUCCCCCACCUGCAAGGUCGUGUUUGAGCCGCACAACAUCGACAACGCCUCCCCGGCCACCGUGUCGCGUAACGGCAUGGUCUUCAUGAGCUCCUCCGUGCUGGACUGGCAGCCCGUCCUACACGCCUGGCUCCAGAACGUUCCGCCAGCGCAGGCCCACGUGCUGCUCGACUGCUUCAACAGCGUCUUCCAGGACCUCGUUAACUUCAUCUUCACGGCAGUGUCGCCCAAAAUGCAAAUCCUGGAGUGUAUGUACAUCAAGCAAGCCCUGGACCUGCUGCAGGGUUUGCUGCCGUCGGCCGAUGAGAAGAGCGCAGCGCAGGGUCACGUGGGACGGCUGUUCGUGUUCGCCGUGAUGUGGUCCCUGGGAGCGCUGUUGGAGCUGGACGACAGGGCCAGGCUGGAGACGUUCCUCAAGGCCCACUCCGCCGCGCUGGACCUCCCCCGCACCCAGGGCGACCAGACCAUCUUCGAGUUUGUGGUCAACGAGGCCGGGGAGUGGGACCACUGGUCUAAAAAGGUCCCUGAGUACAGAUAUCCGAAGGACGUUGUUCCUGACUUUGCCUCCAUACUCGUCCCCAACGUUGACAACGUCAGAACGGACUUUCUGAUGCGGACCAUCAUGCAACAGGGCAAAGCCGUGUUGCUCAUUGGUGAACAGGGCACUGCCAAAACAGUCAUGAUUAAGGGCUACACCAGUAAGUACGACCCAGAGACGCAUCUGAGUAAGAGCCUGAACUUCUCGUCGGCCACGUUGCCGGGCAUGUUCCAGCAGACCAUGGAGAGCUACAUAGACAAGCGCAUGGGCUCCACCUACGGGCCGCCCACGGGGAAGAGGAUGACCGUCUUCAUCGACGACAUUAACAUGCCGCUGAUCAACGAGUGGGGUGACCAGAUCACCAAUGAGAUUGUGCGGCAGCUGAUGGAACAGGGUGGCUUCUACAGCCUGGAGCGGCCGGGCGAGUUCACCACCGUAGUGGACGUGCAGCUGGCUGCCGCCAUGAUCCACCCGGGCGGCGGCCGCAACGACAUCCCCCAACGCCUCAAGCGCCAGUUCUGCAUCUUCAACUGCACCCUGCCCUCCAACUCCUCCAUUGACAAGAUCUUCCACACCCUGGCGCAGGGCUACUUCUGUCCAGAGAGGGGCUUCCCUGAGGAGGUGUGCGCUCUGGCCAGCGCCCUGGUGCCCACCUCCAGGAGAGUGUGGCAAGCAGUCAAGGCCAAGAUGCUGCCCUCGCCCGCUAAGUUCCACUACAUCUUCAACCUGCGGGACUUGAGCCGCAUCUGGCAGGGCGUCCUGACGGUGGGAGCGGAGGUGUGCCAGGGGUCAGCCGCGCUCCUGCGACUCCUGAGGCACGAGUGCUGCCGCGUCAUCGCCGACCGCUUCAUCCACCCCAGAGACACCGACAUCUUUGAUGGGAUCGUAGCACGGAUGGUGACGGAGGAGCACGGGGCGGACCUGUGGGGGGCGCAGGCCGAGGCCGACGCCUACUUUGUGGACUUCCUGCGGGACGCCCCAGAGAGCACGGGAGACGAGCCGGACGACGCGGAGCCUGAGACGCCCAAGGUGUACGAGCCCAUCCCGUCCUACCAGGUGCUGUCGGAGCGUCUGGGGUUCUACCUGCAGCAGUACAACGAGGCCGUGAGAGGCAGUGCCAUGGACCUGGUCUUUUUCAAGGAUGCCAUGAUCCACUUGGUGAAGAUCUCCCGGAUCAUCCGGACUCCCCAGGGCAAUGCUCUGCUGGUGGGGGUGGGGGGGUCAGGCAAGCAGAGCCUCACCCGACUGGCCUCCUUCAUCGCUGGGUACCAGAGCUUCCAGAUCACGCUCACACGGUCGUACGGCGUGAGUAAUCUGAUGGACGACCUGAAGACGCUUUACCGCAUCGCGGGGCAGCAGGGGAAGGGUGUCACCUUCAUCUUCACCGACAACGACAUCAAGGACGAGUCCUUCCUGGAGUACAUGAACAACGUGCUGGCGACUGGUGAGGUGUCCAACCUGUUCGCCCGCGACGAGCUGGACGAGAUCACGCAGGACCUGGUCGCCGUCAUGAAGCGCGAGCAUCCGCGCCGGCCGCCCACCGCCGAGAACCUGUACGACUACUUCCUGUCGCGCGUGCGCAGCAACCUGCACGUGGCGCUCUGCAUGUCGCCCGUCGGGGAGAAGCUUCGCUCACGCGCGCUCCGCUUCCCGGGCCUCGUGUCCGGCUGCACGGUCGACUGGUUCCAGCGCUGGCCUCGCGACGCCCUCGUGGCGGUCGCCCACCACUUCCUGUCCGGCUACGCCUUCCGCUGCACGGAGGAGGUCAAGCAGAGCGUGGUGACCACCAUGGGCACCUUCCAGGACCUGGUGGCCGAGACGUGCACCGAGUACUUCCAGCGUUUCCGCCGGCAGACCUACGUGACGCCCAAAUCCUACCUGUCCUUCAUCAAAGGCUACCAGGCCAUCUACUCCGAGAAGAUUGCUCACGUGGGAACGCUGGCGGAACGCAUGAACACAGGCCUGGCCAAGCUGAUGGAGGCCGAGGUGUCGGUCAGUGAGCUGUCCAAGCAGCUGGCGCUUAAGGAGCAGGAGCUGGCCGUGGCGUCCCAGAAGGCCGAGGGGGUUCUGCAGGAGGUCACGCUCAAGGCGCAGGCGGCGGAGAAGGUCAAGGCCCAGGUGCAGAAGGUCAAAGACAAGGCCCAGGCCAUCGUGGACGAGAUCGAGGGAGACAAGAAGGUGGCCGAGUCCAAACUGGAGGCCGCCAAGCCAGCGCUAGCUGCCGCUGAGGCUGCACUACAGACUAUAAAGCCGGCGGACAUCGCCACAGUGCGGAAGCUGGGGAAGCCGCCUCACCUGAUCAUGCGCAUCAUGGACGCAGUGCUGAUCCUCUUCCAGCGCAGGGUGGACGCGGUCGCCAUGGACCCCGAGCGUCCAUGCCUACGACCCUCCUGGACCGAAGCCCUCAAGCUCAUGAACAACUCAGCCUUCCUAAGCAUGCUCCUGAACUUCAAUAAGGACUCCAUCACAGAGGAAGUGGUGGAGCUGCUCACGCCGUACCUCAGCAUGGACGACUACAACCUGGAGGCGGCCAAGCGCAUCUGUGGAAACGUGGCUGGCCUGUGCUCCUGGACCGAAGCCAUGGUGGACUUCUUCAGCAUCAACAAGGAAGUGCUGCCUUUAAAGGCCAACCUGAAGCUGCAGGAGGCGCGUCUGGUGGUGGCUCAGUCGGAGCUGGCCCAGGCUCAGGAGCAGCUGGACGCCAAGCAGCGUGAGCUGGACGCCGCCCAGGCCCUGUACGACGACGCCAUGCGCGAAAAGCAGACGCUGCUGGACGACGCCCACGCCUGCCGACGCAAGAUGUCCAACGCCAUGGCGCUCAUCGAGGGCCUGGGAGGGGAGAAGAUCCGCUGGACAGAAAGCAGUGCUGAGUUCCAGAGGCAGAUCAGCCACUUGGUGGGGGACGUGCUGCUGGCCACAGGGUUCCUGUCAUACGCCGGCCCCUUCAACCAGGAGUACCGCAACCUGCUGCUACAGCAGUGGACAAUAGAGAUGACCGCCCACCGCAUCCCCCACAGCCAGGGCCUGAAUGUGAUCAGCAUGCUGGUGGACAACGCCACCAUCGGGGAAUGGAACCUGCAGGGCCUGCCCAGUGAUGACCUCUCCGUCCAGAACGGCAUCAUCGUCACGAAGGCCUCCCGCUACCCCCUCCUUAUCGACCCACAGGGUCAGGGCAAGAUCUGGAUCAAGAACCGGGAGAACAACAACGACUUACAGGUGACAUCCUUGAAUCACAAAUACUUCCGCUCCCACCUUGAGGACUGCAUGUCUCUGGGGCGCCCCCUGCUGAUCGAGGACGUCGGGGAGGAGCUGGACCCUGUGCUGGACAACAUCCUGGAGAAGAACUUUAUAAAGUCAGGAUCCACCUAUAAAGUGAAAGUGGGGGAUAAGGAGGUGGAUGUCAUGAAUGGCUUCACCUUGUACAUCACCACCAAGCUGGCCAACCCAGCCUACACGCCCGAGGUCAGCGCCAAGACGGCCGUUGUGGACUUCACCGUCACCACACGGGGCCUGGAGGACCAGCUGCUGGGCCGCGUCAUCCUCAUCGAGAAGCAGGAGCUGGAGUCUGAGCGUGUGAAGCUCCUGGAGGAGGUGACGUCGAACAAGCGCAAGAUGCAGGAACUCGAGGACAACCUUCUGUACCGACUGACCAGCACCGAGGGCUCGCUGGUCGAGGAUGAGUCCCUCAUCGAGGUGCUCCGGGUUACCAAGAUGACAGCGGAGGAGAAAGGUUCAGCGGAGACUGAGAUGAAGAUCAACUUUGCGCGGGAGGAGUACCGGCCAGUAGCCACCAGGGGCAGCAUUCUCUACUUCUUGAUCGUGGAGAUGAGCCUGGUGAACAUCAUGUACCAGACGUCGCUGCGGCAGUUCCUGGGUCUCUUCGACACGUCCAUGGAGAGGUCAGCCAAGUCCCAGAUCACGGCCAAGCGCCUCGGCAACAUCAUGGAGUACCUGACUUACGAGGUGUUCGUUUACACGGCGCGGGGCCUCUACGAGAACCACAAGUUCCUCUUCACUCUGCUGCUGGCGCUGAAGAUCGACCUGCAGGCCAAGAACAUCUCCCACUGCGAGUUCCAGACCUUUAUCAAAGGCGGCGCUUCUCUGGACCUGAACUCGGUGGAGGCCAAGCCGCGGCGCUGGAUCCUGGACGUGACGUGGCUCAACCUGGUCCAGCUCUCGGCCCUGCCCCCCUUCACCGGUCUGCUGGCGCAGGUGGCCCACGCUGACCGCGCCUGGAGGACGUGGUUCGACGAGGCCGCGCCUGAGGAGGCGCCGCUGCCGGGCGACUACGAUAAUCUGCUGGACGCCUUCCGGAAGCUUCUGCUCAUCCGGAGCUGGUGCCCAGAUCGCACCAUCGCUCAGGCCAGGCACUACAUCGCCGACUCGCUGGGCGGCCGGUAUGCGGAGGGAACGGUGCUGGACAUGGAGGCUGUGUGUGUGGAGAGUGAUGAGAGGACGCCUCUGGUCUGCUUCCUGUCCAUGGGGUCCGAUCCCACCGAGAACAUUGAGAAGCUCGCUAAAGCCAAGGCGGUCCCGUGCAGGCCCAUCUCCAUGGGUCAGGGCCAGGAUGUCCACGCCCGCAGACUGCUGUCCCAGAGCAUGGGCGACGGAGGCUGGCUGCUCCUGCAGAACUGCCACCUGGGCCUGGACUUUCUGGACGAGCUGCUGGACACGGUCACCACCACCGAGAACGUCCACGAGGGCUUCAGAGUGUGGAUCACCACCGAGGUCCACCCCAAAUUUCCCAUCAACCUCUUGCAGUCGUCCAUCAAGUUCACCAACGAACCUCCCCAAGGUGUGAAGGCGGGUCUGAAGAGGACAUAUGGCGGCCUGACUCAGGACCAGCUGGAGAUCUCCAACAUGCCCCAGUGGAGGCCACUGCUCUACGCCGUCGCCUUCCUCCACACCACCGUGCAGGAGAGACGCAAGUUUGGCCCUCUGGGUUGGAACAUUCCGUACGAGUUCAACCAGGCCGACUUCACGUCCAGCAUGCAGUUUGUCCAGAACCACCUAGACGAGGUGGACGUGAAGCGUGGGGUGAACUGGAGCUGUCUGCGCUACAUGCUGGGUGAGGUCCAGUACGGAGGCCGGGUCACCGACGACCUGGACAAGCGCCUGCUCAACACCUUCGCCCGCAUCUGGUUCAGCGACAACAUGUUCGGAGACAGGUUCUGCUUCUACAAGGGCUACACCAUUCCAAAAGCCAAGACUGUGCAGGACUGCCUGAGUCAUAUAGAUGCACUGCCACUGGUGGAUUCACCUGAGGUGUUUGGCCUUCACCCAAAUGCUGACAUCACCUACCAGACCAACCUGGCCAAUGAGACCCUGAGCACCAUCAUCAGCGUCCAGCCCAAGGACAGUGGCGCAGGGGGCGGGGAGACACGAGAGAGCUCCGUGCAGCGGCUGGCCAACGAGAUGCUGGACAAGCUCCCGGCCGACUACGUGCCGCACGAGGUGCGAAUCCAUCUGCAGAAAAUGGGAGCCUUCCAGCCAAUGACCAUCUUCCUGCGGCAAGAGCUGGACCGCAUGCAGCGAAUCAUCGGAAGAGUGCGGAGCACCCUGACUGACCUCAAGUUGGCCAUAGAUGGGACCAUCAUCAUGUCGGAGGACCUGCGGAACGCGCUGGACAGCAUGUACGAUGCGCGAGUGCCGUGGCUGUGGCAGAAGGUGUCCUGGGAGUCGUCCACGCUGGGCUUCUGGUUCACAGAGCUGGUGGAGCGCAACCAGCAACUCCACGGCUGGACUUUCGGCGGCCGACCCAACCAGUUCUGGCUCACCGGCUUUUUCAACCCCCAGGGCUUUUUGACUGCCAUGCGUCAGGAGACCACACGCAUGAACCUGUCCAAAGGCUGGGCACUGGACACAGUGGUCCUCCAUAACGAUGUCACGCGCAUGAUGAGAGAGGACGUCACUGCCCCCCCACCCAGCGAUGUCGGGGGCGUCUACGUCUACGGACUCUUCCUGGAGGGAGCCGGCUGGGACAAGAGGAAUGCUAAACUCACAGAGUCUUCUCCCAAGGUCCUCUUCACACCACUGCCCGUGGUGCACGUGUACGCCAUCAGCAGCACCUCCCCCCCUGACCCCAAGAAGGCCGCGGCCGUCAGCCUCUACCCCUGCCCCGUGUACAAGAAGCCCCGGCGCACUGACCUCACCUUCAUCUUCUCCCUCCUCCUCCGGACCAGCCAGCCCGUGGAGCACUGGACACUGCGAGGGGCGGCUUUGCUCUGCGACUGCAAAUGAACAAGUAGCUAAAACACCCCUGGUGCGUUUUUAGCUAAAGCACCCCUGAAUGCCAUUUAGCUAAAGCGGCCCUCUUGCGUUGGCCAUUUAGCUAAAACACCCCUGGUGCGUUGGCCAUUUAGCUAAAGCAGCCCUCUUGCGUUGGCCAUUUAGCUAAAGCAGCCCUCUUGCGUUGACCAUAUGCUGAUGUGUUUCUUGGGAGUGGUUUGGGAGUAUUCCAACCAAGCAGCAACACACGUGAUUUCUCUCCAAAUUUCUCACCUAAUCAACAAACAAAAUGGAUGGAGCAAGUCAUGUGUGCUGUGCCUGGUGGGAAUAAUGAUCAGUAGCUAUAGCGACAGUCAGCUGCUGAGAGCGCUGAGUGUGUCCUUUGCUUGUUAUGAUUUGCUCUUUAAUAUGUAGUGGAUGGUGACCUAAUUAGGAUGUAAGUGAUCAUGACAAUGACAAAGAAUGUAUCUAAUGAGUUUACAAUGGAACUACACACUUUUUACAUUUGAAAAAUCAAAUUAAGUCUGAUAAAUAGAUAUUUUAGUAACUAGGUCAAUUAUGCUAAUUGGGUGUUAGCCAGGUCAAUUAGUCUAUUUCUAUGCAGGGCGCUGUUCUUGGGAUUCUAGUGGCCUGUACUGAGUCCAGCAGCAGUU
Molecule: messenger RNA, 8306 nt
Organism: Alosa sapidissima (American shad)
Lineage: Eukaryota; Metazoa; Chordata; Actinopteri; Clupeiformes; Clupeidae
Product: dynein heavy chain 5, axonemal-like
Biological process (GO): microtubule-based movement
Cellular component (GO): dynein complex
Molecular function (GO): minus-end-directed microtubule motor activity; dynein light intermediate chain binding; dynein intermediate chain binding
Source: RefSeq, a predicted model, not a curated record